AUGCAGUAUGGGCAAGCAAUCAGGAACACAUCAUCACCCCUGCCGACUCGGGAGCAGGCUACGCAAUUUGGUCGUAUGAGAAGCACUGCUCCUCUAAGUGUAUGCAGUAUGCAGUAUGCAGCCGACUCGGGAUGUAAAAUUGGCAAAGCAAUCAGGAACACAUCAUCACCCCUGCCGACUCGGGGAGCAGGCUACGUAAUUUGGCUGUAUGAGAAGCACUGCUCCUCUAAGGGUACAUGCAGUAUGGGCAAGCAAUCAGGAACACAUCAUCACCCCUGCCGACUCGGGAGCAGGCUACGUAAAUUUGGCCUGUAUGAGAAGCACUGCUCCUCUAAGUGUAUGCAGUAUGCAGUAUGGGCAAGCAAUCAGGAACACAUCAUCACCCCUGCCGACUCGGGAGCAGGCUACGUAAAUUUGGCCGUAAAAGGAGAAGCGCUGCUCCUCUUGUAUGCAGUAUGGGCAAGCAAUGAGAAGCACUGCUGA
Acanthosepion pharaonis is the source of this 483-nucleotide messenger RNA. The record is from the annotation of a GenBank genome assembly. Lineage: Eukaryota; Metazoa; Mollusca; Cephalopoda; Sepiida; Sepiidae.